GCCCAGCUCCCCGGGGGCGGCCCGGGCCGCGGCGGCCGCCGCCCGGCUACACGGCGGCUUCGACUCGGACUGCAGCGAGGACGGCGAAGCGCUCAACGGCGAGCCGGAGCUGGACCUCACCAGUAAGGUAGGCCCGGGCGCCGGCGGCGGCGCCGAGGGACGCGGCGCCAAGCGGAGCGGGAGGGCGGCCGGCCGGCUCCGGGGGACGGCGGGGGCGGGGGUGAGCCGCCCACCUGCCGGGGCGGGCCGCGAAGGGGGGCUCCCGGGCGACGGGCGGCCGCCGCACCGCGUCCUCCCUCGGCGGCGCCAACCCGGCCGCCCGCCCCCCGCCGGCCGGCUCCCGCCGAGAUCCCAGCCCUCGGCUCCGCCACGUGGAACAGGGGCCCCGACGCCGGCGGCGCCGCCUGCCCCGAGCCCGAGCGUGGCCCUCUCCCUGGACUGGCCCCUGCAGGCGGCCGAGCGUCGGAGGAGGCUCGGGCAGGGGGCGCGCAGGCGGGAGGGUCAGGUAGUCCGAGGGGGCGCGGGGCAGCCGCGUCCUUCCUGGUGUCGGGAAGGGAAACAGCAAGUCGUCGCUCCGUCGGGGAGAAGGUUGUCUGAGGAAUGUCUGGGGAUUUACAAAUCCACCCAAAACAGAAGUGGAAGGUGGCAUGACCCAUAAUCUCGCCAUCCUGGGGGCGGAGCCUCGUCUCGUAUGAAUGGAAUAAAAACGUUUUAAAUCGUGUCUUCUGAGAAGGUAGGCAGGAAUUAAAGGCUCGCCUUCUGGUUGCCGUUUUGGGGAUAAAAAAGUAAGUAUAAGAUGUGACUGGUGUUUUGAAGGCGCUUAACGUUGCUAAAGGAAAGUUAGAGCUCGGUUCCCUUUCCUGUCCUGCCACUUAAAAAGGCUCUGUGACCUUGGAAAAGUUUCCUAACCUCUCAGUUCUCCAGCUACAUCAUUUUUUAAAUGCCGAUGCCUGUUAAAAUGAGAAUCGUAUGUAAGACACCUACUAUAGUGCCUGAUACAGACUACUCAGUAAAUGUUUGAUGUGAAUCGAAUAAACUGGUAAUUCCCUUUGCAGGUUAAAUAGCAGCAGAUGGAAGACAGAACCCCAGUGCCGCCUCCCACUUGUUGAAUAGUUACAAUAGAGAUAUUUAACAAGCUUUGAAAACGUUUGUGACUUUUCACAGUCUUUGGUGGCAAAAUUGCGUGAAACUUGGCCCAAACUUGGGAGGACUUUCCCUGCGACCUAAGCAGCCACGUUUCAGCCGCUCUCUCUCCCUCCAGUCUCAGCUGAGCACUGAGAAGCCACACUGGGCUUAUCACAGUGGUCCUAUCUGGUGCUUCUCAUGUCGUAAUGAGCACAGCUGAGCUUGGAGAGGGACAGUCUGGGGAAGUGUGUGAGGCAGUGUGACAUGCUGCAGAAGACCCACACAGCACCCAGGUUAUAAGUACAGGCUCUGAUGAGUCAACUCAGGAAAUUUUACAAGAUGCGCUUGACUCAAAAGCAGACCAGGUGGAUGUCAGUUCAUGGUCAAGCUGCUGAAGAAAUCUGAAAACUCAGGGAAAUUGCAGGGCAGAGUUGCAAAGACAGUAGUAUCUUCAUUUCCUGACCAGCUUCUUUAGUGUCCUAGGAUAGGGAAGUGUUACUUCAUCACAUGGCCCACGGAGUCAUCCUCACUGUUUAAAGCUGAGAAGCUGUAUGAGAAUAAACAUCGAUGAUACUGAAGAGAAAAACUGACUAUGCGGAGGGAGAGAAGGGAUGGGUUGAACAGAUUGAUUCCUGAGGCAAAGAUUAGAAGCUGCAAGUUUAUCCACUUGCUACAUGAAAUGUGGGGACCUCAGGGUCUGUCCGAGAGCUUCCGAUGGGAGGAUCAAUUAGUGAGCUGUGGUGGCGAGUUUCAUCCAAGGUCUUUUUAGCAAUGAUUGGGUGAAGAAACUGUAAUUGCCACUUACUGAGCUGUGGACUAGAUGCUUUCCAUGUUAUCUUAUUCUGUCUUUACAGCGGCCUGAGGAUGCAGGUUGUAUUUUAUGGAUUAAAAAACCUAGACUUGAAGAGGUUAGGCAUCUUGUCCAAGGUCACAUCUGGUUCUAGUGAGCCCUACAUCAGAGCAGUAUGACAGCCUCCUUCGGCAGAUGUGGGAGAGGAUGGACGAGGGAUGCGGAGAGACCAUAUAUGUCAUUGGGCAGGGAUCAGGCUGAUGUCUGGGCUCUUGUCACCAGAUGGGACUGAGUACGGGCUGAGUGAAGCUGACAUGGAGGCCUCCUACGCCACAGUGAAGAGCAUGGCUGAACAGAUUGAGGCCGAUGUCAUCCUCCUGCGGGAACGUCAAGAAGCUGGGGGCCGUGUGCGUGAUUACCUGGUCCGGAAACGAGUAGGAGACAAUGACUUCCUGGAGGUCAGGGUAGCAGUAGUGGGCAACGUGGAUGCCGGCAAAAGCACGCUUCUGGGGGUCCUGACACACGGGGAGCUGGACAAUGGCCGAGGCUUUGCCCGCCAGAAACUCUUCCGCCACAAGCAUGAAAUUGAAUCUGGUCGCACCAGCAGUGUGGGCAACGACAUUCUGGGCUUUGACAGCGAAGGCAAUGUGGUGAACAAGCCAGACAGCCACGGUGGCAGCCUGGAGUGGACAAAGAUUUGUGAGAAAUCCACUAAGGUGAUUACUUUCAUCGACUUGGCUGGCCAUGAGAAGUAUCUGAAGACCACUGUCUUUGGCAUGACGGGCCAUUUGCCCGACUUCUGCAUGCUCAUGGUGGGCAGCAAUGCUGGCAUUGUGGGGAUGACUAAGGAGCACCUGGGCUUGGCGUUGGCACUCAAUGUGCCUGUCUUUGUGGUGGUCACCAAGAUUGACAUGUGUCCUGCCAACAUCCUGCAAGAAACCCUGAAGCUGUUACAGCGCCUGCUGAAGUCACCAGGCUGCCGGAAGAUCCCUGUGCUGGUGCAGAGCAAGGACGAUGUGAUUGUCACGGCCUCCAACUUCAGUUCUGAGAGGAUGUGCCCGAUAUUCCAGAUCUCCAACGUUACAGGCGAGAACCUAGAUCUGCUGAAGAUGUUCCUCAACCUCCUCUCUCCCCGCACCAGCUACCGGGAGGAAGAGCCUGCUGAGUUUCAGAUUGAUGACACCUACUCUGUCCCGGGUGUGGGGACAGUGGUGUCGGGCACAACACUGAGGGGCCUGAUCAAGCUGAAUGACACGCUGCUGCUGGGCCCAGAUCCCCUGGGUAACUUCCUGUCCAUUGCUGUAAAAUCGAUCCAUCGCAAGCGAAUGCCUGUCAAGGAGGUGCGGGGCGGGCAGACGGCCUCCUUCGCGCUAAAGAAGAUCAAGCGCUCGUCCAUCCGGAAGGGCAUGGUGAUGGUUUCCCCACGCUUGAAUCCCCAAGCAUCCUGGGAGUUUGAGGCCGAGAUCCUCGUCCUCCACCACCCCACCACUAUUAGCCCACGCUACCAGGCCAUGGUGCACUGUGGCAGCAUCAGGCAGACAGCCACCAUUCUGAGCAUGGACAAGGACUGUCUGCGCACUGGGGACAAGGCCACCGUGCACUUCCGCUUCAUCAAGACCCCUGAGUACCUGCACAUAGACCAGCGGCUGGUGUUCCGGGAAGGCCGCACCAAGGCUGUGGGCACCAUCACCAAGCUUCUCCAGACCACCAACAACUCCCCAAUGAACUCCAAGCCCCAGCAGAUUAAGAUGCAAUCGACAAAAAAGGGCCCCCUGACCAAACGAGAAGAUGGGGGCUCGGCUGGAGGGCCAGCAGUAGGGGCACCUCCGCCUGGAGACGAAGCCUGCUCUCUAGGAGCUGCACAGCCAGCUACGUCCAGCAGUCUCCAGCCACAGCCCAAGCCCAGCAGUGGCGGCCGGCGACGGGGGGGCCAGCGUCAUAAGGUGAAGUCCCAGGGGGCCUGUGUGACCCCUGGCAGCGGCUGCUGAAUCUACCCCAGGCCCACCCCGUCCACCCAAAGGAUCCUCGUACUCUGGCCACUGCUCCACCAGAUGGGCCAGAGCAGCUCUGACCACCACUCACCCUCCCCCAGGCCACAGCCGGAGCCUCAUCAUUCCCUCACCCCCGUUUUCCAGGGGGUUGUAAUUUAUAAGCUGAGGAAGGUGGCCAGACUUCUGGAGGACUGACCAUCUCCCACCCUCUUCCCUGCCUUCUUCCUCACCCCUGUUUUUUGUACAUCUGGGCCCUUAGUUUUUAUUCUUUUUAUUAUAUAUCUAUCUCUCUACUGUGUGUGUGCAUGUGUGCGCGUGCGUGUGCGUGUGUGUUGCAGGAGUGCGGCUGGUCAGGGUCCUGGCAGUCUCUCUUUUUCUCUUCCCUGGCCGCCUGCCCGUUCAUCCGCGUGUCUCUGCAAGAACCUUCAGGGGCUGUCAGGAGCUGAAGGCGCCCUCCUUCCCUGGGUUCUCUCCUCUGUGCCCGGAGCUCCUCCAUGGAGCCAGACGCCGGCCUGAGGGGCUUCUGGGUGUAAGUGUCUGCUGCUGCCAGAGCAGGGAGCCCUCCAGCGAUGUGGGGACUUUAACAGGUGGAGAGUGGUGGCUUCCUCUUUUCUCUGUCUCCCUCUUUUUCUCCUUAAACCCCAGAACAGGUAAUGCCAAAAGCUCUUAAGUUGUAACGUGUAGAUGUGUGGAGGGGAGAGGCGAUUGGAUUGUAGGACCCUCCCCGCCCCUAACUCUGACCCUUGCCACUGACCCAAAGAUGGAUGGUGGCUUUGCUUUCCCCUUGGAGACAAUCCUGUGCUUGCCUGGCUGGCCAGGGUGAUGGCUGCUGUGCCGAUCAGCCGGGCUGGAGGCUCUCUCCUUGCCCAGGAGCCACCUCCUGCUUGGACUUUGACUCUGAAUCUUGUUGGGCCUCGGCGCUUAGCCUGCUCAGGUUGUGCUCACUAGCGCCUCCCAUUGGUUGGGGUACGGGGUGUUCCUCUGAGCCAGGCCAGGCACCCCUCCUUCCCCACCACACCCCUGCCACGUCGCCCCAACAUGGCUGCUACAGGAGCACAACAGUGAAGGGCCUGAGCCCCAGGUUUGGACACCCCGAUUGGGGUGUGGGGAGGCAGGCAGGGCAGAGUGAAAAAGACUCUUCCAGGCCCAGCACAGAGCAGUCAGAUCUCUGGAAUAAUCACUGCCUGGGUGGCGGUGGGUUUCCCAGGCCAGAGAUGGCAGUGGGGCUCUGAGCCAGCCUUGUCCGAGCUGUGGACUGAAGCCCCAGUUUAGGGUGAACUGAUGGGCGGAGACGUGUUCCUUCUCUCGCCGGGCAGUCACCCAGCUAGCUGGGUCCCUCCCCAGCCUUGCCGCCCCCUUCCCUGUUCCUCCUGCUUCCAGGCUGCUGGUUCCUCUCCAACCCUCCUUCCAGUUACUUCUAGUUACCACUAACCUGUGGCCAUGGACUGACCAGACCAGCACACAAAAUAAAAGUUUGUUUGAAGUUGA
This is a messenger RNA of Equus quagga, 5394 nucleotides long. RefSeq names its product GTP binding protein 1 (gene GTPBP1). Gene Ontology annotation, biological process: translational elongation. Bases 2134 to 3903 code for a protein of 589 amino acids. Gene Ontology annotation, molecular function: GTPase activity; translation elongation factor activity; GTP binding. Lineage: Eukaryota; Metazoa; Chordata; Mammalia; Perissodactyla; Equidae. The record is from RefSeq and is a predicted model, not a curated record. The transcript is spliced from 12 exons.